AUGGAGGGCGGCCGCGCCUUCGCUGGCACCAAAACCCAACCCAAUAAGGGAGCACUCUUCAUGGACCACAACGAAGCCACCACAUGGAUCCGAAGGAAGCCCUCGGAUUUGGCCAACCAGGCAUGUCAGGGUCACUUCUCCGGCCUAGUAUUCCCGCAGGCGCUCACGGCACGGUAGCUCAGAUCUUGGCCUUCCCGUAGGACCCUCCAAGACCUCCUUCUUCAUCUUGUCAUAUCCGAAUUCCGACCACCUUCCAUAGCACUACCGCUCCAAUCAUCCAUUUUUUACUACAUGAUGUACUUGCUUGAUGUUGGUAUGGUUGUUUCGAAACGAGACCAGCAUGUGAGCGCAAUCUC
Neurospora tetrasperma FGSC 2508 is the source of this 356-nucleotide messenger RNA. RefSeq lists its product as uncharacterized. The record is from RefSeq and is a predicted model, not a curated record. Lineage: Eukaryota; Fungi; Ascomycota; Sordariomycetes; Sordariales; Sordariaceae. The transcript is spliced from 2 exons. Bases 1 to 177 code for a protein of 58 amino acids.